UUCCCUCACGCCAUCAUCAUAAUGUCACUGCCCCUUCCCUCUCCCGUCUCCAAUCUCCAAUCCCCAUUCAAUUCAUUUCAAUUUAACUUCCCACCUCUUCUUCGUCUCCUCUCUUCCACUUAGGCUCCUUUGACACUCCACCACCACCAGAACCACCUCCUCCUCCACUCUGUCCCAGUAAAUCUCACAACCAAACACUCAGUUGCAGCUCUACAGCCAAUGGAGCCAGCUCUAGCUAACCCUGAUCCCAUUUCUUCUCCCAAACCCGCCACAAAACGAAGCCUUCUGAGCUCCCUUAUGGAGGCCACGGCCGUGUCCACCACCGCCACUGCCGUCCUCCACCGCUCCUCCUCCUUCGACGAGGACUCCUACUUGAUCUCCACACUCAAGCCGUCGGAGCUCAAGGCCCUGGACGAACUCAAGCAGCUUCUAUCCUCCGCCGCCAAGCCUAUCUCCAUGUGGGGCGUACCUGUCGCUCCACCUCCUUGCGCUUCCGAAGACGGUGAGGAGGCCGCUGGGCGUACGGACGUGGUGCUCCUCAAGUUCCUUCGUGCGCGCGACUUUGACGCUGGGCAGGCGCACGCGAUGCUGCUGCGGUGCGCGGAGUGGCGGGCGGAGUUCGGAGCGGACGGCGUGGCGGAGGAGGAGCUGGUGGGGUUCAAGGAGCUGGAGGGAGUGGUGGCGUACAUGCACGGCUGGGACCGGCGCGGCCACCCCGUAUGCUACAACGCCUACGGGGUCUUCAAGGACAAGGCCGUGUACGAGCGCGUGCUGGGCGACGCCGACAAGCUGCAGCGCUUCCUCCGGUGGCGGGUCCAGGUGAUGGAACGCGGCGUACGCCUGCUCCAACUCCGACCCGCCGGCGUCAACGCCAUCAUCCAGGUCACCGACCUCAAGGACAUGCCCAAGCGAGAGCUCCGCGCUGCCUCCAAGCACAUCCUCUCCCUUUUCCAGGACAACUACCCCGAAAUGGUCGCACGAAAGGUGUUCAUCAAUGUGCCAUGGUACUUUAGCCUGCUCUAUUCUGUAAUAAGCCCAUUCCUAACUGAGAGAACCAAAAGCAAAUUUGUGAUCGCCAGAGAAGGGAAUGUGACUGAGAUGCUCUACAAGUUCAUCCGGCCGGAGUACGUGCCGGUGCAGUACGGAGGGCUGAGCCACCCUGGUGACCUCCAGAACGGCCCGCCCAAGCCGGCCACAGAGUUCAUCAUCAAGGGAGGCGAAAAAGUAGACCUCGAAAUCGACGGCAUUGAGGGAGGAGCAACCAUAGCGUGGGACAUUGCGGUGGGCGGGUGGGACUUGGACUAUGGCGCGGUGUACGUGCCGAGCGACGACGGGAGUUACACAAUCGUUGUGGAGAAGACGAGGAGGAUUCCCGCGUCGGCCGACGAGCCAAUCCACCAUGUGUUCACGGCCAAGGAGGAUGGCAAGAUGGUGCUGUCGUUGGACAACACCGGCUCCCGGAGAAGGAAGGUGGCGGCCUACCGAUACUUCGUCCGCAAACAGUCUAAUUGAAUUAAAAGUACCUACCAAUUCACUACUGGUUUUGACUAGUAUUAGACAUGAGCGCCUUUUUUUUUUUAAAUCUCCUGCUGCUACGCUACUAUCUGUAUAAUUAUAACUUCUUAUAAGAUAACAGGACCUCUCUUUUUUCUGAUA
Molecule: messenger RNA, 1656 nt
Organism: Zingiber officinale
Lineage: Eukaryota; Viridiplantae; Streptophyta; Magnoliopsida; Zingiberales; Zingiberaceae
Product: patellin-6-like
Exons: 4
Coding region: 220-1512 (430 amino acids)
Molecular function (GO): lipid binding
Source: RefSeq, a predicted model, not a curated record